Molecule: messenger RNA, 347 nt
Organism: Doryrhamphus excisus (bluestripe pipefish)
Lineage: Eukaryota; Metazoa; Chordata; Actinopteri; Syngnathiformes; Syngnathidae
Product: guanylate cyclase activator 2B-like
Cellular component (GO): extracellular region
Molecular function (GO): guanylate cyclase activator activity
Source: RefSeq, a predicted model, not a curated record
GAUUCACAAUGAAGACCACACUCGCCACCAUCGCUCUACUGGUUCUGGUUCUGGGCUGGACCUCUGAGGCCAUACAGGUCCAGGAGAACGGAUUGUCCUUCUCUUUAGAGGCCGUCAAAAGGCUGCAGGAGAUGUUCGAGAGCCGCGGUACGGUGCAGCAGAACCCCCGCUCCAGGUCCAGCUCCUCUUCCAUGUGCGAGGACCCCAUGCUCCCACAGGAGCUCCUGCCCCUCUGCAAACAAAGGGGAGCGUCAGCAUCGCUUGCCAGACUAGCCAUGGUGCCUAUGGACGUCUGUGAGAUCUGCGCCUUUGCCGCCUGCACCGGAUGCUAAGCUAUCAAAGCAAAC